CUAUGCUACCUAGCACACAAUGUAAUUUAAAUUGUCUUACUGGAACGCAAAAGUCGAUAAACUCAUUUUGCGUCUUGACUCUGCCAAAGACGAUUUCGCUUACAUCAUGCUGUUUAUAAUCUGUGAUGCCGCCUUCAAAUAACUGUCACCUACUUUCGUUUGUCAAUAAAGCACAAGCACUAAAUGUCAAAUUUGUAAUUAGUCGUGCUCAAAUUCGUUUUUAAAGAUUUUUAGAUAUAUAUUACAUUUUAGAGUUUAAUUCAUGUACUACAAGUGACUUCAUUUUCCGCAUUUACAUGCUCUUUGUGGACAUCAAUAGCUCUAUAUAAUCGAAUCGAUCGCCUAAUUUUAGAAAACAUGUCGCAGCAAGUUCUGGACAAAGAAACUUGGCCCGCAGAAGCUGAAGCGGCCAUUAAUGAUAUUAGGAAGCAUGUCAAAUCAGCUCAAGUAUCCCCUAAACUGAAGAGCACCAAUCAGAAUAUCUACAUCAAUCUAACGACAUUGGAAAAUUCCCAGUAUUGCGUGGAAAUGUCCGCCUCGGGUUUCAGGGUCGUGGGCAGGAAAUAUGACGACACAAGUCUAUCGACAAUAGAAAACAUGAACUACGAAACGCCGUAUGCCCUUCUGAACAGCAUCAGUCAAAAGUACCGGGAGUCUUUCGGCGGCGAGCUUAUGAACAAACUCUUAGAUCUGGCAAAAAAAUCGGAAGGCUGAAUCCAAAAUCAACUAUUUAAAUUUUGGGUGUACACAUAGAUUUAAUUUAUAAACGUAGUUUGUGUAUUUACUUUACAUUUUUGUAGAGAGCGUUUAUAUCACAAGAUAUCGGUACUAAACUGCAUUUAUAAAUUUUAGAAUAAAUUCAGCUUAUUUGUUGGGAUAACUUUUUAUUCUAUGGAUAAAUUUUCAACAUGUAACAGAUUUAUAUACUUGUCGAGUAUAUUUGAUUUUUAUAACAUUAUAAUCAUUAGAUUUAUAAGAAUUAUUGACCAAUCAUUAGAUGCUGGUUGUUAUGACACGUAUACAUAGUUUAAAUAAAAGUUGCCAUAUUGUGUUUUUAUAUGUAAUGGAGUAUAAUUUUCACUAUUUAAGUCGUAUGCAUGUAAAUUUAACUAUACAUUGUUGUCUUUAUUUAAGUAAUUAUUUAUUGGGCGCAAUGUCUGAGCUUAUUUGAGUGUAUAAAAGGGGACAGACUGAGUACAAAUAUAUGUGAAAUUAAGAAAAAUAUACAAUGUAUCACUGUGUUGCGAUAUGCAAGUAAAUUUUUUUAUUUCA
Molecule: messenger RNA, 1272 nt
Organism: Melitaea cinxia (Glanville fritillary)
Lineage: Eukaryota; Metazoa; Arthropoda; Insecta; Lepidoptera; Nymphalidae
Product: GSK3-beta interaction protein-like
Exons: 2
Coding region: 358-714 (118 amino acids)
Biological process (GO): regulation of canonical Wnt signaling pathway
Cellular component (GO): cytoplasm
Molecular function (GO): protein kinase A binding; kinase regulator activity
Source: RefSeq, a predicted model, not a curated record